AUCUAAAACUUAAGAUAUUAACUUAUUGUUUAUUGAACUGUUAUAUAAAAGCAUUGUGAAGCUAAAGUGAAAACAGAACUGUUUCAGCAGACUCCCAUUUUGUGAAAGGAAAAAUACGAACGACACCAGGAGAGAAAAGCUGUUUGCAAAAAAUGUAAACCAGUUUAUGAACUGUAGAUCAGUUUAUUUCUGUUAUCUAGAAAAAUAAUGGAUUUAUGAACUGAAUGGAGGUUGUUUGAUGAUCUAUUUACAAAGAUGUAACUGACCUGCACUUGAAGUCCUGAACAGGAAAGUUUUUCCUCUCUUCCACUCCAUUUUCGAGUGUCGCCCAACCCAGUUUUCCAGCACUGCCUGUAAAAUGAGCCUCUAUGAGAAGAAAGAGGAGGAGGAGGAUGUUCACACAUAUAAAGCAGAACCUUCUGAACCCAGCUGUGUGUCUGUGAAGAAUAAUGCAUCCAUGCACCAGCCUAAUAAUUUCAGUGAUGGAGCAGUGACCUCUGACCCUGACACACUUACAAGAUGGAAGUGGGGGAAAAAAGGAGGAGGAGAAAGCAUAUGCAAGCACUGCCUACAAAAUGGGUCACUGUGAGAAGAAAGAGGAGGAGGAGGAUGAUGUUCACACACAUAAAGCAGCAUCUCCAGAACCCAGCUGUGUGUCUGUGAAGAGUGAUGUAUCCAUGCACCAGCCUUUUAAUUUCAGUGAUGGAGCAGUGACUUCUGACACUGAUGUGAUGCGAGAGGAUGUGUUCAAAUUACUGCCCGUUUUGACCAGCGUUGACAUACAGGGAGUCAAAGACCAACACAAAACUAGCAUGAAAAACAAGUAUGAGAGAUUAUUUGAGGGAAUCAAACUAGAAGAGAAUCAAACCUUCCUGAACAGGAUCUACACACAGCUCUACAUCAUAGAGGGAGAGAGUGAAGGGGUGAAUAAAGAACAUGAGGUUUUGCAGAUGGAGAAAACAGCCAGAACACAAGACACUCCAAUCUACUGCAAUGACAUCUUUAAACCCUUACAUCAACCAGGAUAUAAGAAGCAAAGAAAGCAGAAAAAAGACAAAAUCAAGACUGUUCUUACUAAAGGCAUUGCUGGAAUUGGAAAAACCGUCUCUGUGCAGAAGUUCAUUCUAGACUGGACUGAGGGAGAAGCCAAUCAGAAUGUAGAUUUCAUGUUUGUGCUUCCAUUUCGAGAGCUGAACUUGAUUAAAGAUCACCAGUACAGUCUUCACAGACUUCUGCUGGACUUUCAUCCUGAACUUCAAGAUGUGAGCUCAGAGAUUUAUGAGGAGUGUGAAGUUGUGUUUAUCUUUGAUGGUCUGGAUGAAAGCAGAAUUACACUGAAUGUUUCAAAUGAUGAUGAUGAUGAGAAAGUUAGUGAUGUGAAUGAGUCUUCAUCAGUGGGUGUGUUGAUGUCAAACCUCAUCAGAGGAGAGCUGCUUCCCUCUGCUUUCAUCUGGAUCACCUCCAGACCAGCAGCAGCCAAUCACAUCCACUCAAAAUACAUCAACCGUCUGACGGAAAUUCAGGGAUUCAAUGAGCAUCAAAAGGAGGAAUAUUUUAGGAAGAGAAUCAGUGAUGAGCAUCAAGCCAGCAGAAUCAUCUCACACAUUAGAAGAUCAAGGAGCUUUCACAUCAUGUGUCACAUACCCAUCUUCUGCUGGAUCUCAGCCACUGUGCUUCAAAACCUCCUGGAACAAGAUGACAGUGCAGAAAUCCCUCAAACUCUGACUGAAAUGUACAUCCACUUCCUGCUGACUCAGAUCAACAUGAGCAAUCAGAAGUAUGAUGAGAGAGAUCCGGAAAAACUCCUGCAGUCCAACAGAGACGUGAUUGUGAAACUUGCUGAACUGGCUUUGAAUCAGCUGAUGAAGGGCAAUGUGAUGUUCUAUGAGGAGGACCUGAUUGAGAGCGGCAUAGAUGUGACUGACACCUCAGUUUAUUCUGGGAUUUGCAGUGAGAUUUUUAAGGAGGAAUCUGUGAUUCAUCAGAGAAAAGUUUACUGCUUUAUACAUCUGAGCUUUCAGGAGUUUCUAGCUGCUUUCUUUGUGUUUUACUCUCAUACAGUCAAGAAUGAUAAAUUACUUAGGUUGUUUCUGAGUGAAAUACACAGUUGGCAAAACUCUCUUUAUGAGGUAUUAGAAGCCAUAGUUAUUAAAUCCUUAUGGAGUAAAAAUGGACAUCUGGAUCUUUUCCUGCGGUUCCUGCUGGGUGUCUCACUGGAGUCCAAUCAGAGGCUUUUAAUGGAUCUAUUGACACAGACAGUAAACAGCUCAGAGACCAUCAUGAGUAUCAGACAGUACAUUAAAGACACUGAAGAUCACACUGAUGAAUUCCUUAACAUUAAACUUAAAACUUAUGCUGAACAUCUCUCAGCUGACAGAUGCAUCAAUCUGUUUCUCUGUCUGCUGGAAAUGAAGGAUCAGACUCUAUACAGAGAGAUUCAGGAGUUUGUGAAAUCUGAGAAUCACUCAGUGAAUCAACUCUUUCCAUCUCACUGCUCAACAAUAGCCUACUUGAUUCAGAUAUCAGAGGAGGUGCUGGAUGAGUUUGAAUUGAAGAAAUACAAUACAUCAGAUGAGGGUAGAAGGAGACUGAUACCAGCUGUGGUGAACUGCAGAAAAGCUCUAUUUGCUGACUGUAAUCUCACUGGUCAUUGCUGUAAAAGUUUGUCGUCAUCUCUACAAUCAUCAAACUCACUGAGAAAGCUGGAUCUGAGCAACAAUGACCUGUCAGAUUCAGGUGUGAAGCAUCUGUUUGAUGGAAUGAAGAGUUCACACUGUCAGCUCAGCAUACUGAGAUUGUCUGGCUGUAAUCUCACUGGUCAGUGCUGUGAACAUUUGUCUUUAUCUCUACAAUCAUCAAAUUCACUGAGAGAGCUGGACCUGAGUCACAAUGACCUGCAGGAUUCAGGAGUGAAGCUUCUGUCAGAUGGAAUGAAGAGUUCACAGUGUCAACUCAACAUACUGAGAUUAUCUGGCUGUAUGGUGACAGAGGAAGGUUGUUGUUAUUUGGCUUCAGCUCUGAGUUCAAACCCCUCACACCUGAGAGAGCUGGAUCUGAGCUACAAUCACCCAGGACAAUCAUUAGUCAAGCUGCUCUCUGAUCCAAACUACAGACUGGAGAGACUCAGUGUGGAUCAUGGAGGAGAGUUCAGGAUUACAACAGGACCACAUAAAUAUGCAUGUGAUCUCACAUUGGAUUCAAACACAGCAAGCCCUCAUCUCACUUUUUCCGAGAGGAACAGAAAGGUGACACGUGUAGAUGUAAAGCAGCUAUAUCCUGAUCAUCCAGAACGAUUUUAUGAGUACAGUCCUCAGGUUCUGUGUAGAGAGAGUCUGACUGGACACUGUUACUGGGAGGCUGAAUGGAGCAAGAAAAUUGAGGUUUUCAUAUCAGUGACAUGUAAAGGAAUCAGCAGGAAAGAAUGGAGCAAUGACUAUAGGUUUGGAUGCAGUGGGAAGUCCUGGUGUCUGAACUGUACUGAUGACAGUUUAACCGCCAGGCACAAUAAUGAAAACACAUAUAUAUCUGUCUCUUCAUUCUCUCACAGAGUAGGAGUGUAUCUGAACUCACCAGCUGGUCGUCUGUCCUUUUACAGUGUCUCUGACACACAUGAACUCACACACUUACACACAUUCAAGAGCACAUUCACUGAACCCCUCUAUGCUGGAUUUAAGUGUUAUUAUACUGACAGUUCAGUCUCUCUGUGUAAGAUUAAACAGCUUCCUGUAGGAAAUAACUGAGAAAGAAACACACUCACAUUAUCUCUGUCUUUAACUCACACAGCUGUAAACUUUUUCUCUCUUUCUAAUCUUAAUUUCUGUCUGUAUAUAGAAACACACACAUUAACUUCAGUCAUGAUGAGACAGACCACAGAUUUGUAUGCAGCUCAACAGUCUCUGAGCACCACCUGGAGGAAGAUUUACUUUAUUGCUCACAGGAAACUGCCGAGGGAGCAAUCAGUGGCAGGAUAAGUUUGUUUUAUAAAGUCCUGAUCUAGACUGUAUGUUUGCAAUUACGUACAUUAUUAAGUCACUGUUAUUUCUAUAGUGCUUUAUACAAUGUAGAUUGUUUCAAAGCAGAUUUUCAGGGAUACACUAGAAAAUAAUGAUUCUGUGAUGCAACAGAGAUCAAUUCUGCUGUAAA
Molecule: messenger RNA, 4143 nt
Organism: Labeo rohita (rohu)
Lineage: Eukaryota; Metazoa; Chordata; Actinopteri; Cypriniformes; Cyprinidae
Product: NACHT, LRR and PYD domains-containing protein 3-like
Molecular function (GO): protein binding
Source: RefSeq, a predicted model, not a curated record